CCGCAUACCGAAAUACUUGCAGUUAAGGAACACAUCUUAAGCGUUUGCGUCUUUGCUGUGUUUAACUAAAGAAUUUAUGAUAAUGUAUUUUUUGUUUAUAACGAUUCUUUUAAUGUUCACAAUUUUAUGGUUUCGUUAUAUUUAUAAAUAUUUUAAAAAUAACUGUACAUGUGCUGUAUCUCUGUUGGGAAAAGUUGUGAUAAUUACUGGAGCCAAUUCAGGAAUUGGAUAUCAUGCGGCUUUGGAAAUAGCAGCCAAAGGAGGCCGAGUUAUAUUGGCCUGUCGCAACGAAGACAAGGGGUUGGCGGCUCGAGAUAGAAUCAUAACCGCCACUGGUAACUCCAAUGUUGUGUACAAACAUCUGGACUUGUCAGCGUUAGAUUCUGUGAGGAGGUUUGCAAAUGAUGUAAUCGCCACGGAAGAUCGUCUAGACGUGCUUAUAAAUAACGCAGGAAUGUAUGGCUCUCGCGUCAAGUACACAGAGGACGGAAUACUCGAAGGAUUUCAAGUGAACCAUUUUGGGCACUUUCUACUUACACUCCUUCUAUCGGAGCUACUUAAAAAGUCAAAACCUAGUAGGAUAAUAAAUGUUAGUUCAAUUCUACAUUAUACAAAACUGAAAACAUCAACAAAAUCGUAACAAACGAUCUCUUUACGUAUAUCAACAGUAAGCUUUGCAACAUCUUGUUCUCUGUUGAGUUUGCGAGACGAUUUCAAGGAAGUGGUGUGGUGUGUAACUCCCUUCAUCCGGGGAUGAUCGAUACAGAAAUUAGUGCUCAAGCGAACUUCUUCGUAAAAUGGGUAUUUAAGUUGACCUGCUGGAUGUGCUACAGAACUAUCGAAGAAGGCGUUCAAACUAUCAUACACCUUGCCGUAUCGAAAGAAUGUGAAAA
This is a messenger RNA of Vanessa tameamea, 893 nucleotides long. RefSeq names its product retinol dehydrogenase 11-like. Bases 77 to 640 code for a protein of 187 amino acids. The record is from RefSeq and is a predicted model, not a curated record. The transcript has a single exon. NCBI's taxonomy places the organism in Eukaryota, Metazoa, Arthropoda, Insecta, Lepidoptera, Nymphalidae.